This is a messenger RNA of Branchiostoma floridae (Florida lancelet), 882 nucleotides long. Its product is annotated as tripartite motif-containing protein 2-like. The transcript has a single exon. Gene Ontology annotation, molecular function: ubiquitin-protein transferase activity. Gene Ontology annotation, biological process: positive regulation of DNA-templated transcription. Bases 1 to 882 code for a protein of 293 amino acids. Gene Ontology annotation, cellular component: nucleoplasm; chromatin. The record is from RefSeq and is a predicted model, not a curated record. NCBI's taxonomy places the organism in Eukaryota, Metazoa, Chordata, Leptocardii, Amphioxiformes, Branchiostomatidae.
AUGGCGGUCUCACCGAGAGGUCACCGCACACACGUCACCCUGUCCUGUAGCAUUUGUUUUGAAGAGUUUCCCGACGCUAAAAUUCUACCGUGCUGCCACAGCUUCUGUUGGCGGUGUCUGAUCAACCACGAGGCCGAGAGAGCGGACUUCCCUUGCCCGGUGUGCGGGAAGACUGUCCACGUUCCCCGCGAAGGCAUCCAGGGUCUCCCCGAGCACUUGCCAAUCGAGGACCUACUCACGAGACUCGAGCCAGGUAGUAAACAACCGGGAUCGGGAAUCGAACCCGAGAAUGGUAAUCUGUUUUGCCAGCGGUGCAAGGUGCCUGUGACAAGCGAGCGAAUUCGGAGUCGCAACCACAGUGGCCACAAGAUCACCCCAUACCAACACCCUCCCCCCAUCCCGGAAGAAGUCCGUACCCAAGCCCGACCGGUCGUCGAGAAAUGUCUGGACGGCGUUCUCGGCCUCCACGACCGCCAGAAAAACAUCGACGCCUCGCUGCGACACCUGGAGGAAAACAAGCUCAAGAUUGCGGACGAGAUUCGGAUGGAGACUCAAAAUUGGAUCGCCGCCAUCUUGGUCCGACAGGACCAACUACUUCGAGACCUUGAAGACCGCACCGAAGACCAAAGGUCGAAUGUUGUCGAAGGAAGGCUGAAAAUCCAAGCCAAGAUAGCGGAAAUGUCGAAUCUGUGGGUACAAAUGGAUGACAACUUAUCCAAUGCAACAUUUUCGGCCGAACAUUGCGAUCAGUCAGUUGACCAGAUUUGUGGACCAAAAGAUGAUACCCUUCUUGAGAACAUUGCGAAAGACAGGGGGCCAAAUUUUGCCUUUGUCCCCAAACCACUACCGAAUGACGUAGUCAUAGUUGGGGAGCUUUCCUAA